This is a messenger RNA of Meira miltonrushii, 1344 nucleotides long. RefSeq lists its product as uncharacterized. The record is from RefSeq and is a predicted model, not a curated record. The coding region runs from base 1 to 1344 and encodes 447 amino acids. The transcript has a single exon. NCBI's taxonomy places the organism in Eukaryota, Fungi, Basidiomycota, Exobasidiomycetes, Exobasidiales, Brachybasidiaceae.
AUGGACAACCUCAAAUCUUUGCCAGUCUUGAACGUGGAUACGUCUAAUUCGCAAAAGCUGCCGUUAGACGCUGUCGAAAAGGAUGAAACAGAGGAAACGCUUGAAGAAAUGAUUGAUCAAAUUGGGAGUGCUUUCGACUUUGCACAGAUGGACGUUGAAUCACCUUUGACCGAACUAAGAAGAGCGUUUGAUAUGCUUCAAACAUCUUCGAUCUUUGCCGAUCAAACAGUUCGUGUUGAAGAUGAAGAGCUUCCUCCUACAAAUGAUUAUACACAACUUGGACCGUGUUUGCAAUCAUUGAAAGAAGAUACACCUCCAGUCACACAAAGGACUUCAAGAUUGCAAACCAGAAGACCCGCUUCAUUAUGCAUUCAAGAUUCAGCAAAGGAACCAAAUACGAUCAUACGUACACCGUCUGUACCGCCUACGACGUUGACAUUUCCAUCAUCAGCUGGUUCACCGACAGGUAUGGAAGCCAAUUCUGCGCUGUUACCUUUUUAUUUGGAUCCUAGAAAUGAAUGCACGAAAAGAUCCGCUUCGAAUGGAUUACUCAUUUACUCAAAUGAUCCUUGGUCGUCUCCGCAUGUACACUUUUCCGAUUGGUCAAACGGAGAAAAUCCAAUCAGUAGCGAAGACGACAUUCAAAGUAGUCCUGCUUUUGACAAUCCUUUCUGCUUUGAAGAUACUUAUGCUGCUUCUUCAUGUUAUGAUGACGUUUCACGUAGGAGUUCAACAAUGCAACUUGCAAGUUGCACUCAUUCAGAGAUUUCAUCUUCCAUUUCACUUGGUGAAAGUGGUGAUGAUAUUCUUACUGCUCCGCCAGUCCUUGGACGUGAAUGGCAUAGAGGUCAAAGAACAGACAAGAAAGACUCUUAUAUGGAUGUCAAAUCGCAAAAGCCAAGCCUUCCACGUUUAACGCCUCAUAUCAAUGCACCGUCAAACAAUAAACGUUCAACGAUGAAUCGUGGUGGAAUGCGAAGUGCUUCUGCAACGGCGACUUCUACUUUCAAGAAUGCAAUCCGAACCAUCAAAAGAACAACAAGCUUUUACGAUCAUGGAAAAGCGGCAAAACAAAAAGAAAGCAAAGAUACUGCAAACGAAGAUUUCAUGGACGAAGCAGCCGAACGCGAUGACAAAAAUCACGACCAAAGUGCAAAAAUGUACGGUUUUGCUUUAACAGCAUCGCAAAAGUCAACCAAGAAGGAAGGAAAUCGAAAACAUCCGAACAAAUCUCCUUAUCCUCCAAAUCUUUCUCGAAUGCCUUCUCCUACGCCAUCUUCUCCUUCUGUAUCGUUUCAUUUUCAAUCACCAAUGAUGGCUUCUUAUUUUGCCACGCUGGGAUAG